Mercenaria mercenaria is the source of this 5396-nucleotide messenger RNA. RefSeq lists its product as uncharacterized. Gene Ontology annotation, molecular function: adenylate cyclase inhibiting G protein-coupled glutamate receptor activity; oxidoreductase activity, acting on single donors with incorporation of molecular oxygen; ferrous iron binding. Bases 817 to 4761 code for a protein of 1314 amino acids. Gene Ontology annotation, biological process: regulation of synaptic transmission, glutamatergic; G protein-coupled glutamate receptor signaling pathway. The record is from RefSeq and is a predicted model, not a curated record. Gene Ontology annotation, cellular component: membrane. The transcript is spliced from 8 exons. NCBI's taxonomy places the organism in Eukaryota, Metazoa, Mollusca, Bivalvia, Venerida, Veneridae.
UGAGAAGUUUAAAUAGGUACUAGCAUACCUGUGUGCACUGUCGCAUUCAUUAAAUGAAAAUAGAAUUCAAUAAAAACGGUAGAAUAAGGUCGGGAAAUAAGAUAAAAAGCAUGAAAUAUCUACAGUUGACAAGCGAAAAAAUGCUAGCGGAGUAGAGAUUUACGCGCUUGUUAUAAGUACAUCAGUUAGGUAAAAUAUAGGCUUAAAUAACUUCUACCUAUUCAAUUUACCUGUAAAAAGGAAUUUCGAAUUGUUUACAUUUUGGCCAAAUAAAGCCAAUCCUCUGUAUAUAGUUGUAUGAAAACAGUGUUGGACAUAAAGCUGCAUGAAUUAAAGGGACAAAAGAGGUUAACGUUAAUAUAAUAAGAUGGUGUACAGGUAUUUUCGUUAAUAAGUCAUUAAGUUGACGGAUUAGUAUAUACUUUUCGACAUGGAUUAUUUGUAAUGGGAUUUGUUAAACAAACCUACUUUAUGCAUGUUUUCGUUUUGAUGUGCAAAGCUGGAUUUAUAUUCAAGGUUAUGAUUUAUACGUGAUCAUAUAAGCAUGAACUUUUUUUAAAAAGAAGUUUGAUAAUAAUCGUGUAGUUUCACACGGUAAACACAUGGAUGUUCGUUUAAGUAUGAACCACAAAAAAAAGAUGUACGCAAUUCGAGGAAAUAUACAUGUGUAUGACAAUGAAUAAUUACAAAACGUGCGAAUAAGGAUAGUUAAAUAUCCGCGAUCUUGCUAAUUUAUUGGCGUUCUUAAAUAGCUGUUAGAAGUUUCACAUCUUUAAAGCAUGUGAUUCGCGUUUCUUGCAGCAAGACAGGAAAAAAAUGUCUUCUCACAAUUUUUGGAUUUAUGUAGUUUCACUUCUGUUACAUUGCUUUUCCGCCGACGGUGACGUCGACCAGUGCCCGGGAUUGACUUUGUCUAUAAAUCCCGAUGCCGACGUAAAAUUCUCUGUGAUAAUCACAAUAAGACAACCUGUCGAAGAAAAAUGUGGCAGUAAAAUCUCACCGUCGGCAAUUCAAAAUAUAGCCGCUAUGAAGUGGGUAGUUGAUAGAAUGAACGCAAACAAUUUCACAGAAGGAGUCAAAAUAGGUUUCGAUGUUUUCGAUGACUGUGGUAUCCCUAGAAACACGAUGGCCCGGGCCCUAGAUAUCCUAGAUGGGCCUAUUCUCGGUACAGAAGAAUGUAAAAAUAGUCGUACAACAACAUGCAAUAUCGGUAUAAUUGGAGCGUCAAACAGCAUUACGACCGAAGCCAUGCUUUACGCCCUUCGUGGAAGCCAGCUCCCUGUCAUUGGACCUUUUGCAACUUAUUAUAACUUGACGAGAUACUCUAACUACUACAGGACAGUGCCUACAGAUCUUCAACAAAUUCAGGCGACAGCCAAGGUUCUUCAUCAGCUUGGACUGACCUACGUUGCUGUUGUGCAUACUGAUGAUGAUUAUGGGAGAUACAGUGCGAUGAAACUGAAAGAAAUUAGCAAAGCCAGUGGCGUAUGUGUAGAUAGCAUACAGGCGAUAACAGAAGGACGGCGUAUUAAUCAAUCCAUGCUCAAACAACAACGAAAGAAAACAAAACAUAAUUCUUUGCGUGUUGUAUAUUUCGGUAGAAGAGACAUCUACCACAGUAUGCAAAUAGAGCUUAGCUACUCGCAGUCAGAGAUGUUCAACAUCAGCUGGAUCGUUGUCGAACACCCAGAAGACGUUUCAACGCCAUUUGAUUCAGCAAGCGGACUAGAAAACGGGACAUACAUAAUAUCGCCUUUAGUAAAUAACGUGCAAGUUGUAAAUGAAUAUUUGGCAGAUAAGUGGAGUAAAGCUAAACAGCCGACAGACGAUCUAGAACGGUUGAUAAACUGUUCAGGGGAAAGGGAAGUGCCUAACGUCUUUCAUAAAGACAUUGCAUCAACUAUUGACUCCGUGUUUGUGUUUGCCUCAGCUCUGCAGAGAAAAACCAAAUUGUACUGUACAAGUUCGAUUUGUGAUGUUUUAAGAGAAAAUUUCAAAUUAAACGAUGUUCAGCGCUACCCUGUAACGUACAAAGAUAUUAAUGUGAAUAUAACAGUGGAGGAGUUCUCUGAUGGUGACAGGCAGACAAAUUUUAAUAACAAUGGGGACUUUCUUCCAAAUGAAGAAAUGUCAUUGUAUGAUAUCAUAUUUGUUGCAAGCCAGAAUAAUUACACAAAGAUUGGGGAUUUUCGCAACAAUUCUGUUAGCUUGAGAAGUUCACACAGGAACAGUUUAGACACGAUGCCAUCGUCAAUAUGCAACACAGAAUGUGAAAUAUGUGAGAACAAACCAGACAUCUCCUUCGCCUUCCUGGAUGGUGAUACGUUCAUACUUGGUGUGUUCGCCGUCCACGAGACCGACCCAAAUGAUCCUUUCAAGUGUUCCAAUUUUCGCACAUCCCAAAUGGACGUUGUCAUUAUUGAAUCGUUUCUAUACAGUGUGCAACAAAUGCGAAACGACACUGGUAUAAAGUUUGGUGCCAUUGCUAUCGAUGAUUGUUACAGCUCUGCGCAAACUGAGCUGGUUCUAAGUCAGAUAUUAUCAGGGGAAGUAACUCUAACAAACCCUUAUACCGGAAGUAGAAUUGAAGUUGAAAGAAUCGCUGCUGCGGUUAUGACAGUCAGCAGCUCUGUCACAAUACCAGUCGGUUUACUCAUGACCGAGAAAAAAAUUCCAGUGAUUUCUGCUUCAGCAUCAUCCCCGGAUUUAGACGAUAGAAUAAAUUUUCCGUAUUUUCUACGGACAGUUCCGAGUGAUGUCGAACAAGCCCGGGCUAUGAUAAGCAUCAUUAAACGAAUGGGUUGGAGUUAUGUCAGUCUGUUAUACGUAGAGAACAAUUACGGUAGCAAAGGGAAAGAAGUGUUUGUAAGACUUGCAAAUGAAAGUGGUAUUUGUAUUGCUGAUCCUCCGGAAGGAAUUAGUGACGUCAACGACGACAAUUCGGACAGUGAACUUAUAAGUGUGUUUUCAAGGAUGAUAAAUCAAAGGGCGGACAUCGUAGUUUAUUUUGGAACGGAAUCUAGGAUAGCACACUUUUUAAAAGUGAUGAAUAGCAGAAAUGAAAGGGAUGAAUUUAUUUUUCUUGCAAGUGAAGACUGGGGCGAUAGACAGUACAUCCUAAAUAUUGGACAACGCCGGACUCUUGGUAGUGUUACUUUAAAGAAUGAAGUAGAAAGUUUAGCAGACGGACCGUUAGCAAACCACAUACGGAGUUUAAGUCCAGAUAGCAUUUCAAGCUACAGAAAUCCAUGGUUUGUAGAAUAUUGGGAAGAAAACUUUGAGUGUGAUCUUCCACUUAGUUUUAGGCAUAAAUAUAAUAAGAUAUGUGACAACACAGUCAAAUUUUCAAACGACGAUAUAACUGACUUUGUGGAAGACCAUAGGAUAGUUCAUACUGUGGUAGCUGUUCAGGCGUUAGCACAUGGACUUAAAAUGUCCCAGGAGGAAUUCUGUAAUCCGAACUUACCACAAGGGAAUACAUUUCCGUGUCAGAAAUAUUUCCAGUAUAUACCGGAUGUUGUGAAAUACAUCCGGGAAGUUGAGAUACCACGUGCCGGAAGUAAUGUCAGAGUGUUCAGAGAUGACGGAAAUGGCAACAUUGGCUUUAAGAUCAACAACGUCCAAGAAGAGUCUGAAAACAACCUGGAAUAUAAAACGGUUGGUUCCUACGAAGGUCAGCUGACACUACAGGUAGACAAAAUGAAAUUUUAUCAAAAUAUCGACGGUGCUUGCUUCAGUACUCUCUGUGGACACUGUACAAACUCCUCCUUCACACGACCAGUUACCAUAGCAACGACAACACACAUGCACCCUGAGACGGAGGAGUUCUCGGUCCCUGACUAUACUAUCAUAGGGAUCCUAGGGUUUCUGUUUGUCGUGAUAAUGGUUAUGAGUAUAAUCAUAAUCUGUUACUUCAAACGACGAAUAGUGGAAUUAGAAAGACAGCUGAAGGAGACAAAAUAUGAAAUAAGGACUGGUUAUGCUUUGCACAAUGGAUCGGCUUUUUCACAUGCUAACACAACGUCGUUAACCUACCCGGACCUUAAAUUCGCAAACACAAGCCCCAGUGGUGAUACCAUGUAUGAAUGGAGAAAAGCACAAAACGUUCUAAAUGGUGGGAAUAGCAAGUAUUCACAAUCUAACGGUGGAGUUAUAAAUCAAGGAUUUGUCGGCAGUGAAAUGUAUCUGCAUGCGACCCAUGAUGACGACGAAAAUCUGCAAAGUUCUUCAUCAGGAAAUUACAAUGCAAGUCCGCGUGGACACGUGUCCAAUUCAGAUCAAUUAAAUUCAGUUUCAGAUUCACCUACUUAUAGACCUCCUUCCAGCAGUUAUGGAUUAACAUCUCACAGCAGUUUCAAAAAGCCCGCGGAUUAUAAUCACAAUGGCCAAAUAAAAAAGCAGCCGCGUACUCAGCUUGCUGUUCCUCCUUGUAGACCGGAACUUCCGCCACGUGACCCGGAACAGCAGCGCGCGCAUGCUCAAAGACCAAACGGGUUUACAGACAAAUUUGACCAUUUGUCUUCAGCAGUGCCAAAGGAAAAAGUGCGAAAAGUCCGAAGUAGUCCGCGAAGGACUGUGUCACCACCGUCAUUUAAACACAACCCAUCCACGGGUGAAAACUCACGGUACAGGGAUACAAACAUUGCAGACAGCUCAAAAUACAAUGGGUCUCCCGCGAAUAUGACUUUCUCAGAUUCUAAAAUGGCUUCACCAGAUAUGGCUAAUUUGGCAGGUUCCAUUGAAAAAAUAUCGCGUGUGUAGAGUACACAGUAUCUGGUUAAUUAAUAUGAAUCUCAUUUUAUAGGUGUUUUGUGAUUGGUCACGUGAAAGUUUAUCACAGGAGUUUAGAAUGUGAUAACAAUAAAUGGUGAUACCCCGGUGCGUACCAAAAAAAAAAAAACUUGAUAAGGCAUUAAAAUGUGCUUUUCUCAUCUGACAUUGUACGCAGUACGUGUUCGUAUGAAAGACCCUGAUACUUGCAUAUAAUAUUCCUACUGCAAAGUGUUUUAUAGUUGGUGCAGAAAGGAGACUCACUUUUAUUUGAAAAGGUUGAAAGAUAUUGACGAUUUCGUGUCCAACUAUUCUACUGCAGCCAGUCGUCCAUUCUUGCAUACCAGAGGUCUUCCAUGGUUCCUGCGAUUUUGACGAGCCUCUAAUGGAUGAGAAUGCCAGUUUUUAAAUGUUGGGAUGUAAAAAAUGUUCACAGCGCAUACCGAGGUUUGUGUAUCUCGGCGAAUAAAAACACUGUCCCGAUUGACUGCCAUAUUAUUGUACUCUGUACGAUUUAUGAUAACAUUUAUAUAAAUUGUUAUUACCGUUAUUGUUUCUGUGUAUUUUAUGAAAUAUUUAAAAGUACAUUAUAGCUUUAUAUAUAUUAAAAUAAUAUAACUACUGAA